This is a messenger RNA of Paramecium tetraurelia, 879 nucleotides long. RefSeq lists its product as uncharacterized. Lineage: Eukaryota; Ciliophora; Oligohymenophorea; Peniculida; Parameciidae. Gene Ontology annotation, cellular component: tRNA methyltransferase complex. Gene Ontology annotation, biological process: RNA (guanine-N7)-methylation; tRNA methylation. The record is from RefSeq and is a predicted model, not a curated record. Gene Ontology annotation, molecular function: tRNA (guanine(46)-N7)-methyltransferase activity. The transcript is spliced from 3 exons.
AUGAACACAACCUUAGAAAACAAAUAAGAUAACAAUCAGAUCGAACAAAUUGAGAAAAAAGUGAAGAUACAAAAGCCAAAGAAGGCAGAUUUCAGAAUGCACGCUCACGUCAAUCCUCUAAAUGAAACCUUAUUUCCUUAUCCCCUCAAUUACAAUUAAGUUGAUUGGUCAUUACACUAUCCUAAAAAGUUUGGAAAGGAUCCCUUAAAGUUAUACCUCAAUACUUUAGAAUACCCCAUUACAUAUGAUGACUAAGUCAAUCCUGAUUGUUCAUAAUCUAUAGUCGAUUUUCUUGAUAUCGGUUGUGGAUUUGGAGGAUUAUGCUUUGCCUUAAGCGAAAACUACCCUGAUAAGUACAUUUUUGGUAUGGAAAUCAGAGGCAAAGUGGUUAACUUUGUAGGAGAAAAAAUAAGAGCCUUAAGGGAUGAGGGCUAAGCUCACAAUGUUUCAGUGAUUCGUACUAAUACUAUGAGACAUUUGCCUCAAUAUAUCAGAAAAAACAGUUUAGAGAAAAUCUUUAUUUGUUUCCCUGAUCCACAUUUCAAAAAGAAAAAUUUUAGAAGAAGAAUUGUCAAUCCAGGAUUACUCUCUGAAUAUGCUUAUCUAUUGAAACCCAGUGGAAGAAUCUACUGUAUAACUGAUGUUGAGGAAUUGCAUAACUGGCAUGUCUAACAUCUUGAAAAGCAUAAGAUGUUUAAACGAAUUUAAGACGUUGAAUAAGAUUCUGCUGCCAAACUCAUUUGGAAUUCUACUGAAGAGGGAUAGAAGGUUGAGAGAAACAAAGGAUCCAAAUUUAUUAUUGUUUGCGAAAAAGUAUGACUGUCAAGAUUAAUAAAAAUACAUUAUGUAACUUAAAUUAAUAUUAAAAAUAAUAUAUUU